AUGCGUGUCCUGGCUGUUCCCUGCCGUAGCGACAACUACGAGUACAUCCUCGUCGACGAGGGCACCGGCACGACCGCCGUUGUCGACCCGUACGACCCGCCCAAGCUGCAAGCCGCCGCCGACAAGGAGGGCAUCAAGCUCGGUCAGUUCCUCCUGACGACGCACGGGCACCACGACCACGCCGGCGGCAACGACAAGACGGCCGAGCUGUUCCCGGGCAUCAAGGUCUACGCGGGAGCCGAGAGCGUUCCGGCGACGAACAACGUUGUCAAGCACGGCGACAAGUUCAAGAUCGGUGACCUCGACGUGACGGCGGUGCACACGCCGUGCCACACGCGCGACCACAUCUGCUACUUCGUCGAGGACAAGAAGAAGGACCAACGCGCCGUCUUCACUGGCGACACCCUGUUUGUCAGUGGCUGCGGGCGCUUCUUCGAGGGUGAGCCGCAGGAGAUGCACGAGGCGCUCAACGUCAAGCUCGCCGCCCUCCCGAACGACACCGUCACCUACGUCGGGCACGAGUACACGGCGUCCAACGUCGCAUUCUCGAGCAAGAUCGAGCCGGACAACGAGGCGAUCCAGAAGCUCGUCAAGUACUGCAAGGAGAACGAGGUGACGACGGGCAAGUUCACGAUCGGCGACGAGAAGGAGCACAACGUCUUCAUGCGCACCUCGAGCCCGGCGGUCCAGAAGGCGACUGGCGCGACGGACCCGGUCCAGAACAAGGGCUGA
Molecule: messenger RNA, 732 nt
Organism: Rhodotorula graminis WP1
Lineage: Eukaryota; Fungi; Basidiomycota; Microbotryomycetes; Sporidiobolales; Sporidiobolaceae
Exons: 10
Coding region: 1-732 (243 amino acids)
Molecular function (GO): hydroxyacylglutathione hydrolase activity
Source: RefSeq, a predicted model, not a curated record